Molecule: messenger RNA, 1309 nt
Organism: Pisolithus orientalis
Lineage: Eukaryota; Fungi; Basidiomycota; Agaricomycetes; Boletales; Pisolithaceae
Exons: 8
Coding region: 131-1309 (392 amino acids)
Source: RefSeq, a predicted model, not a curated record
CACGUUGAUUCAACGCCCCUCAAAUCUGCUGUCCUUUACGCUUUGUACUUCACCACCAUCAUCCCCUACAGCCAUAGCACGCUUACUGUUCAAGACAUCCUAAGAGCUGUUUUCUCAUCUUCACAUCGCCAUGGCACCGAGGUCUCUUUGUUCCUGGUGGCGUUCGUUGCGGCGUUCUCAACCUCCGAGUCGCGAUGCUGGUGUAUCACUCCCCACUGAAGCCACCCCUUCAGUUGCCUCGCACGAAAUCGUCCCCACACAGGUUUCAGACUAUCGCUUAGAUCCUACUGAGGCUAAAAUGCGGCGUUCUCAACCUCCGAGUCGCGAUGCUGGUGCAUCACUCCCCACUGAAGCCACUCCAGUUGCCUCGCACGAAAUCGUCCCUACACAGGCUUCAGACUAUCGUUUAGAUCCUACCGAGGCUAAAAAGCAGAUUGAUCGCAUCCCUCGUUUUCGCAUUCUUGUCAUGGGCAGAGCAAAUGCAGGUAAAACAACUGUUUUACAGCGGGUUUGUAACACUACGGAUCAGCCUGAGAUCUUCGAUGGAAACGGGGAGAAGGUUGAUACUGGGGCGGUGCAGGGUUCACUGGGGCGUGGCUACCAUAACAUUGAGGAUGAGCUAGUGUUUAAAAGUAACCCGCGCUAUGUGUUCCAUGACUCAUGUGGAUUUGAGGCGGGGAGCGAGGAAGAGUUUGAUAAGAUGAAGAAAUUUGUUACAGAUCAAGCAAAGUCCACCAAACUGCAGAAGAGAAUACAUGCAAUUUGGUAUUGUGUUCCUUUGAAUGAAAGGCAUAGGAUGGUCAUGGCUGCUGAAAGGAAGUUCUUUAAUGAGUGUGAUUCAGGACAUGUUCCUGUGAUUGUGCUACUAACAAAGGCAGACACCUUAAAUCUUGAUGCAGUUCAGGAGCUUAUGAAGAGGGGGUUAACUAUAGAGGAUGCAAUGAAAGAGGCACCAGAGGUAGAAAAACAGUUGCAGAAGGGCUGUCUGGAAAAGAUCAAAGGGUGGCUGAAUGAAUUGAAGUUUCCACCUCAAAGCUAUGUGGUGCUCACUGGCAUGGAACAGGAAAGUGCAGAUUGUGAAGAGCUAUUGAAAUGCACAGCAAAUGCUUUGACAGAGGAAGGGCUGCAAGGACUGCUUAUAUCAUCACAGCAGUCAAACCUGGGACUCUGCAUGGAAUUUGCCAUAAUGAAGACAUUGAAGAGGAGCAUGAAGCAUGUGGAUGAUAAGAUUGGACAGGACACCUUAGCAUAUGACCUUUCAACAUGGUUCCCAUUUGAGGUGUGUGAAAUUCUGCAAGUGCAACUAUGA